GUGUGGUGGACCAAUGUUAGCGUUGUUGUCGCUCUUUGUUUCCGCCCCCGGAAGUAGCUGGUCCAGCGGCCUUUGGGACCCACGCCGGCGGGUUUGUGUGUGUGUUGGAUGUUAUGGCGGCUCCGGGAUGUGAAGGCAGGGGUACCCGGGUCCGGUCGCUGUAUUCAUGCGAACAUUGGGAGAUAGUGAAGCCUUCUGUGAGCGAGCUGACCCGUGAGGUUCGGAACAACAUUCUAUGCACUGUGACAGGAUGCGGCAAAGUGCUCCCCAACCCGCCGGCUCUCAACAUGCACUUGGUCAAGUCCCACCGCAUCCAGGAUGGAGAGAUCAAUCCCACAUUGAGGAAAGAUUUGAAAGCUUCACAGAAAUUAUACUGCUGUCCAAUAGAAGGCUGCCCAAGAGGAACAAACAGGCCGUUUUCUCAGUUUUCCCGUGUAAAACAGCACUUCAUGAAAAUGCAUGCAGAAAAGAAGCACAAAUGUGUCCAGUGUGGGAGCUGCUACGGCACGGAGUGGGACCUGAAACGCCAUCUUGGUUAUUGUGGAAAGACCUUCCAUUGCACAUGUGGCUGCCCUUAUGCCAGCAGAACUGCUCUCCUGUCACACGUUCACAGAACUGGCCAUGAGAUUCCAUUUGAACACAGAGAGCCCCCUGUAAAGAAAAGGAAGAUUGAAGCUGCUAUGAAAAGCCAUGAAACCAUGAACGAGGCAAGACUUCCUGAACAUGCUCUCUCUUUGGCAUCACAAGAUGAUCAAACGACAGAUCUCAAACUACACACUGUCGAAAGCCUCAGCAGUUCCUGCUUUACAGAGAGCAACCCCUUACAGCCAAAGCAAACUCAAACAUUACUGCUGCCAAAGUUGGCUUUGCUUAAGCUACCAGUAAUGCAGCUGACUCAUUUAUCCGUGUUGGUCCCAUCAUCUGCAUGUUCAGUUAAACCUGUUCUUGUGACAGUUGACAAAGAUUCUGUUGCAACUUCUGUGCAAAUAUUGUCUAACUACAGUGGAUCAAUUGUCUCAAACCUGGACACAAAUGCAGCUUUAUCUACCGGUAUUGUAUUGUGUAGAAAUGCAGAUUCUAAUACAGUUGGGCCAGUGAACUCUUUUGUACAAGUAAACCUAGAUAAAGCGGUGUCUAGCAACAUCAUGUCAGAUAUCUCCCAGAAGAACCGAAUUACAUCAGAUGUUCAGACUGACAUAUCAUACUUUACCCAGUCUGUAUUACCAGACCCUCCUUGGACUUCUGAGUCUUGUGUCUCAUCUUGUUCUCAAACAGACUUAUCAUUCAAUGCACAGAUCUCGCUUCCUAUUAAUGUUGAAACCCAGACACUACAAUUAAAUUAUGAGUUGCCCUACAGCACUAAGACUGACGUGUCCAUUAGUCCUUGUUUCUCUGGUGGGAUUUCUCGUGAGACACAAACACACAAUGCAUCAAGAGGGGCAACUUUACAGGUGGACCAAGCUGUUAUGUGUGAAAAUCUAUUUGAUGGCAGCCACUCUUUUUACACUGUAUCAACCCAAACAAGUAAGGCAGAAAGUAGGUUUUUGCCUGGAGUUUUGGACCAAAGUUUAUUGAACACAAAUGAUGUUCAGCAAAUAAGAGAAGAGACAAUAGGCUUUGUCAAUCAAAAUGGUGCAUUCCCUAAUCAAAACAUGACUGAUAAUCAAACACAAACCAUGGAACUCCUUAGUGACCUUGAAAAAAUCUUAUCCGAUAAUAUGCCUGGCCAGCCAUUGGAUAACCGCGGUCUGUUAUCCGUAGAAAGCUCAGGAGGGGACGCAAACUUGUCAUCAAAUUGUACCCAGAAUCCAGGCAUUGACUUUGACAUAGAUGAGUUUUUUUCUGCCUCCAAUAUUCAGACACAAACAGAAGACUGCGAGUUGGGGAAUCUCACAUCAGAGUAUCUAGAUAUUGAAACCCAAACGGACUUUCUGUUUUCUGAGGACUCUGCCCAGUUGUAUUCUAACAAAGCAAACGCUAGCAUUCUAGGUAUGGAGAUGUUUGAUACUCAGACGCAGACUGACUUAAAUUGCUUUCUUGACAGCAGCUCUCACUUGCCAUUAGGUAGCAUAUUGAGGCAGUCUAGCUUUUCAAUGAGCACAGACUCGUCCGAUACAGACAGCCAUGCAAAUGUAUCUUCUGAGAGCAAAACUAGUGUAUGUCACAGCAUUGAAAGCCAAGUACAGCAAAACAGUGCUGAAACCCAAACAACCCACAGCUGCUCUGAAACACUAGGCCAUUUAUUUCUUACAAGCAAUGAGACCCAGACUGCAAUGGAUGACUUCCUUCUUGCAGACCUGGCAUGGAAUACAAUUGAUUCUCAGUUUAGUUCUGUGGAAACGCAGACUUGUGGGGAGCUUUUCUCUUUGUUCUCAUCUGAUAAAUCCCAGAACUGAUCAGCACUCCAACACUUAUCAAUGCCUGUAACCGUUUGAUGUGAGUGUUCUUCAGCCCAGUAUAUUCCCUUCUAGCUGAAGAGACUGCAGUCUAUUUUCUGACCCCUCUCACUGUGAAGAAACUUGCAUGGCUUACUGUUCUAUAUCUGUUAUAUAUUAGAAAAAUGGUUUCCAUCAACCAUAUAAUGUUAUUCAGCAACCUGCAUGUUGGGAGGUGUAAUUCAACAUUAGAGCCAUAUGUGAAAAUCCCUGUUACAAAGUCAGUGACACAUACAUUGAAAGUGUUUUUGUUUGUAGUUUCUAUAGGUGGAUAUAAAAGCUAUUAUGUAGCCAUGGGGGCUACCAAUUGGGUUUUUGUUGGGCUGUAGAGUCCAUACUUGCAUAGGAAAUAAAAGAUAAGCUACAUAGGGUGCAAUGUUUAAUACUUAUAAGUUAACUUUUAGUAUGUCCUAUACAAUUUGUUUGCCUUUCUCUUCUGUUGCUGUCUACCUUUCAAAUACAGGUCAGAUUCCUGCAGGCAUCUUUAACCCUAAUAUCUUCCAUUUAAAGGGAAACCUGCAGGCAAAACUGUUACAGUUUUGUUUUUAUUAAAGGAACAGGAACACCAAAAAAUUAAAGUAAAUAAAAUAUAAUGUACUAUUUCCCUGCACUAGUAAAACUGGUGUUUGCUUCAGACUACUAUAGUUUACCAGUGCUGUCCAGCUGGAGGUUACGGGGGGGGACCUUGUGUGGCUCCCCACAUGAAAGUCUACCUGCUGUUUGUUUACCACAUGUAAAAUUUAAAAGGUAUCACUACAGAGAUUAACUGGCCCCUGCAUUGUUUAAACCUUAAAUUCAGACUGUAAUCGCCUGCAUUUUUCACACGUAAUCUCCCCCUGUAUUGUUCAUACUUGUAACGCCCCUAAAGCCCGUUACUGUUCACACCUGAGACCCAGACUGAAACUGCCCACAUUGUUCACCUGUUCACACUCAUAAAAACUGCUGGAGGUGCACCAGCACUGUGUCACUGUAUGUAGUACAUCUUAGAGUGGUCCUGAUGGGUUUCCCUGUCUCCUGUUCUGCCUUCCCUAUACUCCGUGUGUGCCAUACUCUGCCUAUGGAACAUAAGCCUGGUAGGAUUAGUUCUGGGGGUUUAUUGGCAUUUGAAAAUUGUUGUUAGGGGGCCCUUAGGUGUUUAAUCAUGAGUUGGGAUGGGGAGUGCUGUAUUAUACACGGGAGGAUGAGGCACAUGGAUUUAAGGGUAUGACUUAACUUUUUUCACAUAUAAGUGAUAUCCCUGCAGUGAGCACCAACCAUUUGGCAUGGUACCAUGGCUACACAGCAGCUUAUUUAUAUAAACUAUUGUUUCUAAAGCAAACCUAUAACUUUUUUUUCUAUUAAUGCAGGGCAGUAGAUUAUAUUUUUUUUGUGUUACUGUUCCUUUAAAUUUCUUUCUACUAGGACUCUUCCCUAUUCAGUUCCCAGAUUCUCAUUCAAACCAUUAUCACAAAAUAUGGAUAUGGGAGCACUCCGGUAGACUCGAACCUUCUAUGCUACAACGUGAGGUCCUGCCCCCUGGACGGCAUCUAGAUCCAAUCAGUCAAUGUAUCAAUCAGUCUUACUCAAGCCAUCGCCUGGUUACUAUAGUAAACUGUAUCUUAGGAAAUAGCUGCUGAACAAAAAGAUGAAUAAUUAAAAAAUCCUCCAAAAUAUUCUCAGACUGAGUUUGUCUCAUACUAAAAGUUAAUAUAAAGUUUAAACUUACCGUUUAUAAAGGGGAGAAAUCAGGGUUAAAGGUGACCCACCUUGUAUGGUGAGUACGUUUCUGCCACAAAAUAUUUUGUGGUGGCAAACAGAAUAAAACCUUUCAUUGCAAAUAAAAUACUCUUUGUAUUUGGUGUUCUAGGCUUCUUUUUUUGCACUAACCAAUUGUGCUGUGUUACAAAGGAUGUCCUAGUGGUUGUUUUAAACAACAGAUGUAAACAGCAUGUCUAUCAAUAUGCCACGUGUAGAGGUUUGGUCUAUUUUGUAUAGGCGCAUCUAUUAAAAAGCACUUUAUUUUGUUUUUGAUGUAAUUUAUUUAUGCUGUCAGAAUAACAGUCAAUCAAGUAUGUGUGCUUAAUUUAAAUAAAAAUAUUAAAAUACUA
Messenger RNA from Xenopus laevis (African clawed frog), 4522 nucleotides. RefSeq names its product ATM interactor L homeolog (gene atmin.L). The transcript has 4 exons. The record is from RefSeq and is a predicted model, not a curated record. NCBI's taxonomy places the organism in Eukaryota, Metazoa, Chordata, Amphibia, Anura, Pipidae. Gene Ontology annotation, cellular component: nucleus. Gene Ontology annotation, molecular function: DNA-binding transcription factor activity, RNA polymerase II-specific; transcription cis-regulatory region binding. Bases 114 to 2396 code for a protein of 760 amino acids. Gene Ontology annotation, biological process: positive regulation of transcription by RNA polymerase II; regulation of transcription by RNA polymerase II.